This is a messenger RNA of Mya arenaria, 3789 nucleotides long. RefSeq names its product sodium/calcium exchanger 3-like. NCBI's taxonomy places the organism in Eukaryota, Metazoa, Mollusca, Bivalvia, Myida, Myidae. The record is from RefSeq and is a predicted model, not a curated record. Gene Ontology annotation, molecular function: calcium:sodium antiporter activity. Gene Ontology annotation, cellular component: membrane. Bases 444 to 3029 code for a protein of 861 amino acids. The transcript has 14 exons. Gene Ontology annotation, biological process: cell communication; transmembrane transport; calcium ion transport.
UGAAUAAAUGUUGACUUAAAACAAACUUGACAUAUGCAUAGAGAAAUGCAGAUACCCAUUUACGGCCUUAACAUCAGUACUGAUGAUUCCGCCCGGCCCCUGGGGCACGGUGACACCGUCUGCCAGGAAUGCUCUAUGAAAGAGAUACUGACACUAUCUGAUGUAACACAUGUAUUAAUCAUAACAUUUUAUCGUUUGCAUGUUAUCGAUCCAAAAUUAUUGCAAUGUAUCUUCUGUCUGAGGUGUAAACCGUGUUGUUUAUUAUAACAUCACAACAACCUUAAGUAGAAAAGAUGAUACAGGGUGAAUAAAAAAAUCACAUGAAAGUGGAGUGUGGAAGAAAGUGCUCAGUUGUUUCUUGAUUGUAGUUUGUGAAGCACACUACUAAAUAUAUUGGAGGAUAAGCCAAAUAGUCCGCUAGGCAGGAUAUUUAAUCUGUCACCAUGUCGGACACGGUGCAGAUCAGCAACGUGUCGGUCGACUUGAACAACUAUACAUGCUCGAGCAAGGGGCUCAUACUUCCGCUGGUGAGCGAGUACACGUGGGGGACCGGUGGCCGCGCCUUCCUCUACCUGAUUGGGCUGUUGUGGAUAUUCUUGGCGGUAGCUAUCAUCGCCGACGUCUUUAUGUGUUCCAUCGAACGAAUCACUGCCAAGACCACCAAGAUUCGCGUAGCGGACCCGGAUGUGGAGGGUGGUUACCGGGAAAUGGACGUCCGUGUGUGGAAUAACACUGUCGCCAACCUCAGUUUGCUGGCGCUCGGAACUAGCGCACCAGAGAUCUUGCUGUCCGUAAUUGAAAUCAUUGGCAAUGGGUUUAAGGCCGGCAACCUUGGGCCAGGAACGAUCGUUGGUUCCGCGGCCUUUAAUCUCCUCGUUAUUUCCGGUAUCUGUAUCAUGUCGAUACCUUCACCGGACACACGUCGCAUCAAGGAGAUAAAAGUGUUCUUCGUGACGGCGUUUACGUGCGUAUUCGCGUACGUGUGGAUGGCGAUCGUGCUGAUGGUAUCAACGCCAAACAGGGUGGACAUCUGGGAAGCGCUCGUGACCCUAGCCAUGUUCCCCAUCCUCAUCCUCGUCGCAUACCUCGCUGACCGAAACUUCUGUAUGGGCCGGAAGGACGAACAUGCCGAGGGCGUCGUCGGCUUCUCUCUAGAUUCAAAAAAGAAAUACACAGAGGAUAAAGGGCUACUCAAGAGCGAGGUGCGCGGGCAGGCGCGGUCUUAUGAGACCAUGAGCGAUGAGGACCCUGAGCGUAAACGGGAGUCCCGUCGGGUGCAUGAUGGAGACGGCGAGGCCGACCUCAUGCACCUCGCUAAGGAACUGGGUCACGAGGUCCGAGACGGCGACCUGAGCGAACAUGAGGCUGCCCAGCUUGCCAUCGCCAAGGCAAACGAGAACACCUCCCAUGACCGCGGCUGGUAUCGCGUUAACGCCACGCGCAUGCUCACCGGAGGCCGGAAACUCAUACCGCGUGUGCUCACCAACUUCCAACAGCUGUACGACAACAUUCAGCUUGCGCCAGAAGAUCGUGCAGACAAGGAUAUUGCGAUGCGGUCCAAGGACCACACGGCCGGCGGCUCGAAGGCGGUGGUGGAGUUCACUGCAGCCGCCGUCAGCGUACUGGAAAACGAGGGCAAGGUCAGGAUCGGCAUCCGGCGCUAUGGAAAGAAGGACAUGCCCUGUACCGUCCGUGUAGAGACCAUCAACGGCACGGCCCUGGCUGGCGAGGACUAUAAGCCCUUUAGUGAGGACGUGCUCUUCUCAAAGAACGAGGAGCUGCGCCAGGUCUUCAUCGAAAUCGUCGACGACUGCGAGUGGGAACCAGAUGAGUUCUUCUUCGUCAGGUUGACCAUUCCUGUACAAGAGGACCAGAGCCACGAACAGGUCGCCAUUGGCAACGUGGCCAUUAACCAGGUCACCAUCAUUAAUGACGACGAACCUGGAAAGCUGGAGUUCGCUAAGCCCAGCUUGGUGAUAAAAGAGAGCUACUACGUGGCACGGAUCCCGGUGAACCGCAUCAACGGCUGCGACGGUCACGUGAGUGUCAAAUGGCGUACGUCAGACAUCACAGCGAAGGAGGGUAUCGAUUACCAGGGUCGCGAGGGUCUACUCACGUUCGACAACCAGGAAAUAAACAAAACCAUCGACAUACCACUCUUUGAAAGCAAGAAGAAGGAGCGUGACGAGUGUUUCGCUAUCGAGCUUGGCGAUUGUGACGGCGGAGCGGAGCUCGGCAAGAUCCGUAAAACCAUCGUCACCAUCGUCAACGACGACGAGUUUGACGGCAUCGUGAGUCGGCUAUUGAAUAUGACGAAGGCGAAUAUGGGUGGUAUGGCGCUCGAGUCCUCCACGUGGGUGCAGCAGUUCAAGGAAGCGAUGAACGUCAACGGCGGCGAUAUCGACAACGCUACCUUCCUCGACUACGUCCUCCACUUCUUCACUUUUGGAUGGAAGAUAAUCUUCGCGUGUGUACCCCCAGCAAAGUACGGGGGCGGAUGGCCGACGUUCCUCAUUUCGCUGGGGGUCAUCGGGCUCCUCACGACGUUUAUAAACGACCUCGCGGGCACAUUCGGAUGUCUCAUCGGGCUCGACGACGCCAUUACCGCCAUCACAUUCGUCGCGCUCGGAACGAGUAUGCCUGACACGUUUGCGAGUAAGACGGCAGCGCUAAACGAGAAGACGGCUGACAGCUCGGUGGGGAACGUGAACGGAAGUAACUCGGUGAACGUGUUCCUGGGACUCGGGUUGCCCUGGACCAUCGCCUCCAUCUACUGGGCAGUCAAGGGUGAAUAUUUUGAAGUACCGGCGGGUUCCCUAGGCUUCACGGUGAUCGUGUACUCGGUGUUCGCUUGUAUAGCGCUAGGCCUCCUCCUCCUUCGCCGCUUUCUUCCGGUAUUCGGGCGCGCUGAGCUGGGCGGUCCCCAGGGCCCUAAGAUUGCCUCAGGCGUGUUCGUUAUCUUCCUGUGGGUGUUUUAUGUAAUACUUACCGCUCUGCAGGUCAAGGAUGUUAUCAAGGUCAGCUUCUGAUCGUCGAAGAAUUAUGGAAUUAUUCGUCUUCUUAUCUAUUCUCUGAACACGUGUACCACAAUGGAAUGAAUUUGUUUAAACAGCAACUAAAACCAUGAACAUGACUGUUAAAUUAGCUAGGAAAUAUGGGCCAAGUAUUAAUGCCGUAACAAAGUGUUGUGUUGAUUCAUGCUUGUGAUAAAUAUGCUCAGACCAUACCGGUAUUUUUGUUUUGUUUUGGUAAGUUUGCUUAAGCUCAUAAACGGGCAUUGUUGCCUGUAGAUGAACAUUUUGCCAACAUUGCAUACUCAGCAUUAUAUGCUCAUAUUUGAAGAUAUGUAAACUACAAACUAAUUGGUACUUUACACUUUUAUGGAUUCAACAAAGAAGCUGAAUUUUUACAAGCUUUACCAUUCCAUUUUAGUUUUAUUUGCACUUUUUAUCAUUUAGGGGCUUAUAUGGGAGUUAUUAUAUUAUUUCUUGCCGAUAUACACUUUACUCUUAUAGAGUAAUUAGUUCACAUUUAGUUACUUUUAUGUCAGAGCAUUAUUGUUUCGGAACGCCUUUAUACCGCAAUAAUUAUUGUUUUAAUGUUGUUUUAUGUAAAAAUAUACUGUAGCCUGCAUGUUUGAAGGUGUUUUAUAAGAAACUCUUCAAUACAUGGCAUAUUUUUGUAGCUUAGAUUGUAUAUGACGCUGGCCAAUCAUACAAUUUGUACAUUGUAUUUAUUAUACAUGCAUUUACAUAUACCUUCCUCUUGAAUGUUAUUUUCUUUAUAAUU